This is a messenger RNA of Loxodonta africana (African savanna elephant), 5923 nucleotides long. It is a transcript of the gene FLOT1, whose product is annotated as flotillin 1. NCBI's taxonomy places the organism in Eukaryota, Metazoa, Chordata, Mammalia, Proboscidea, Elephantidae. The record is from RefSeq and is a predicted model, not a curated record. Gene Ontology annotation, cellular component: flotillin complex; plasma membrane; cytoplasmic vesicle. The transcript is spliced from 10 exons. Gene Ontology annotation, biological process: positive regulation of cell-cell adhesion mediated by cadherin; protein kinase C signaling; regulation of receptor internalization. The coding region runs from base 835 to 2196 and encodes 453 amino acids.
GCGGCCGGGGCGGGGGGCGCGGCUGCGGCUGCUGGCCCAGCUUCCAAGAGUCCUUCACGCUAGGUUACUCUGUUCAGCUCCCGAGACCCCUGCUGGCCGCGGGCCGCUGGCCUCUGGCCGCUGCCCGCGCCCGGGGAGGUGAGUGGGGAAGGGGAGACGGAGUCUGGGCCAGCGGGGAAUAUCCGAGGGAAGGAAACGAUCCCGGAGGGUCUCUAUGCGCGGAAGAACCUUAUGCGAUUAACAGGAACCGUCCGCACCCGAGGCUGGGACGCGGCGAGGGGAAGGGAGUGGCUUUCAGCAGGCGGGACAGUGGGUCAUUGGGGGUCCGUAGGAUUGCACAGCUGGAUGCCUUAGCGGGCCAAUGGGUACGGAAGGGACUGGGCGGUGGUGGAUGCCGACUGUGCGGGAGCGACAGGAAGGAAAAAGACUGAUUCUAGCGGACGCCACAGGGCCCUUUUCCAUCUGCAGGUGCUCUCUCUCCCUUUCCUCUAAGCGCCGCCCUGAACCAUGUUUUUCACCUGUGGUCCAAAUGAGGCCAUGGUGGUCUCCGGUAAGUGUUGCUCUCCCCUAGCCAGUAACCCCAAAACCCCAGUACAUCUGGCCUCUGUCCCUUCCCCCAUUUCCCUUACAGCUCCCUAGACCAAUUCUGCCUCCUGAUGGCAGCAUGCCACACUCACUUGUCAUUCCCAGCCACUACCUUUUUUUUUUUUUUUUACCCUUGCAGACCUGGGCUGCCCCCCCGCCCCCCCCCCACUUCCCAGGUUCCCGCCAAUGUAUUGUUCCCACCUCUCAGUUCUUUAGAAUCUUCCACAUCCCAGCUUUCCCACGGCCAGGAUGACCCCUCACUGCUCCUCACCUUGUAGGUUUCUGCCGAAGCCCCCCUGUCAUGGUGGCAGGAGGACGCGUCUUUGUCCUGCCCUGCAUUCAGCAAAUCCAGAGGUAGGUAGGAAGAGAACCAGGGAAGGGGAACCUCCAUUUUUCUCUCUCUCUUCCUUUUCUCACUGUCUGUACCUUCUUUUUUCCCCUAGGAUCUCUCUCAACACACUGACCCUCAAUGUCAAGAGUGAAAAGGUUUACACUCGCCAUGGGGUUCCCAUCUCAGUCACUGGCAUUGCCCAGGUGAAAAUCCAGGGGCAGAACAAAGAGAUGUUGGCGGCUGCCUGCCAGAUGUUCCUGGGGAAGACUGAGGCAGAGAUUGCCCAUAUUGCACUGGAGACAUUGGAGGGCCACCAGAGGGCCAUCAUGGCCCACAUGACAGUGGAGGAGAUCUAUAAGGACAGGCAGAAAUUCUCAGAGCAAGUUUUCAAAGUGGCCUCUUCAGACCUGGUGAACAUGGGCAUCAGUGUGGUUAGCUACACUCUGAAGGACAUUCACGAUGACCAGGACUAUUUGCACUCGUUAGGGAAGGCUCGAACUGCUCAGGUCCAAAAAGAUGCUCGAAUUGGGGAAGCUGAGGCCAAGAGAGAUGCCGGGAUCCGGGAGGCCAAAGCCAAGCAGGAAAAGGUGUCUGCCCAGUACCUGAGUGAGAUUGAGAUGGCCAAGGCCCAGAGAGACUACGAGCUGAAGAAGGCUGCUUAUGACAUCGAGGUCAACACCCGCCGAGCACAAGCUGACCUGGCCUAUCAGCUUCAGGUGGCCAAGACUAAGCAGCAGAUCGAGGAGCAGCGGGUCCAGGUGCAGGUGGUGGAGCGGGCCCAGCAGGUGGCAGUGCAGGAGCAGGAGAUCGCCCGCCGAGAGAAGGAGCUGGAAGCCAGAGUGCGGAAGCCUGCAGAAGCUGAGCGCUACCGGCUGGAGCGCCUAGCGGAGGCAGAGAAGUCCCAGCUGAUCAUGCAGGCAGAGGCUGAGGCCGAGUCUGUGCGGAUGCGUGGGGAAGCUGAGGCCUUUGCCGUGGAGGCCCGAGCACGGGCAGAGGCUGAGCAGAUGGCCAAGAAAGCAGAAGCAUUCCAGCUGUACCAGGAGGCGGCUCAGCUGGACAUGCUGCUAGAGAAGCUGCCCCAGGUGGCGGAGGAGAUCAGUGGCCCCUUGACUUCAGCCAAUAAGAUCACACUGGUGUCCAGUGGAAGUGGGACUAUGGGAGCAGCUAAAGUGACUGGGGAAGUACUGGACAUCUUGAGCCGCCUGCCAGAGAGUGUGGAGAGACUCACAGGUGUCAGCAUCUCCCAGGUGAACCACAACAAGCCUUUGCGAACAGCCUGAGCCUCCAGCCCUCUCUGAUGCCAAGCCUCAUUGUUCCACGUUGCCUGAAGCGUCCCCAUAUUGCAUGCAGCCCAACUAGCCUCCCCAAGCAUGCCCUUUGAAAGGAGGGCACUACCCCUCAUACCUCCUUGCCAAAUCACCCGUGCCUUGCCUUGGAGUGGGGAGGGCUUCUCCCUUUGUCAACCCCACACUGCCAGGACUGCCCUCUCCAGGGGCCGCAUGCCAACCUGCUCAUCAUUAUCCUGCGCCUCCCCCCUCAGUUUAAUUGACUUGAGCCGGUGGUCUACAAUUCUCCUGAUCAAGACUGAGGGAUGGUCUGGAGGCUCUCAACUUUACAGGCCAAAAACAUUGUUAAUAAGUACUGAUACUUAUGAACAAUUAAUAAAGCAAAACGGAUUCAAAAUGAAUUGUUACAAUGUAGCUUACUCCCUUGUGUUUCACUAGGCUUUCUAAAAUGGGAGAAAAGUUACUUAGAUGCUGUUACAAGUUGUAGAGUCAAUGUGGUUUUUUUUUCCCCAAAAGCUUAGUCAAGAAAGCUGUUGAAGUAGAAGGAAUGUUGAGAAAACUGCAUUACUCCCUAGAAUUACUACCAAUAUGGCCAACAGAAAUAAUUAUGGACUGUUCAGGUUCCAGGAUAGCUUCAGGACGGUUAUUUUGUGUAAUGAGAAGCAUGAGGAAUUACGAAGACCAUAAAAAUAAACAGUUGCCCUUGAGUCGACUCCAACUCCUGGAGACCCCAUGUAUGUCGCAGAACUAUGCACCAUAGUUUCAAUGGCUGAUUUUUCAGAAGAUUGCCAGGCUUUUCAUCAGAGGCACAUCUGGGUAGAUUCAACCCUCCAACCUUUUGGUUAGCACCACCCAGGAACUCCAGGUAGACUAUCCAAAAAUAAACUAAACCCACUGUCAUCAAGUAGAUUCCAACUCAGAGCAACCUUAUAGGACAGAGCAGAACUGUCCCAUAGGGUUUCCAAGGAGCAGCUGGGGGAUUUGAAUUGCCAAACUUUUGGUUAGCAGCCAAGCUCUUAACCACCAUGCCACCAGGCAAGGUGUUAUUUUAAAUUAGGACCAUCAAGACAUCCCCUACUAAUCAUCUUUGUCUGAGUGACUAGAGAAAACAAGUCUAAAUACCCAUAACCAAGAUCCUGGGUAGUCUCCAAGUUGGGAAAAUGCAAUACAGUGCUUAUUCAACCUGAGCAAUCGUGAUCUCCUGGGACUUGUUAAAAACAGCUUGCUGGACUCCAACUCCACUGAUCAGUAUAUCUGGGUGGGGCUGAGAAUCUGUACUUCCCUCAAGUUCCUAGGGGUUGCCAAUAAUGCUGGUCUGGGAACCACCUUGAAAGCCAAUGACAGACAUUUGACAUUUACCUCAGUUCCCAUUUUCCUUCCCUAGGCCUGACAUUCUGAGCCUAUCCCUUAGUAAGAUUGGCACUGGCAGGUUUGGCAGGGGCGGGGUGAUGCCUUGGGUACCAGGAAUAAGAUAUGAUGAGGGUCAGUUAAGUAUUAUGAUACUCUCAUCGGCCUAAGAGCAGAAGGUGCAAAGUUAAAACUUGGGCCCCAUGCUUUGCCCACCAUCUUUCCCUAAAUGAGCACACAUUUUGCAAAGUUUUCUUGUUUUCAUUUCCCAUUUAUUUUUGGCUCUUGGGGCAAUGUCAUCUUUUCAAUAUGAAAAAAAGCAAGGUCAACACAAAUAGAAAUUUGAAGUGUCGAAAGAGGAAAAAAAGGAUAGAAAUUUUAAAAAAGCAAUAGCAAAUUGAAGAGAUGAGAUAUUGCAAGAUGACGGAGUGUGUCCCGUUCCUUCUCCUCUGGGGAAUCAACUCAAACCUGUAUAUUGCAGUAUGCACCUUGCCAUGUCAGGACUGUUAUACUCCCCGCCUCUUUUUUUUGGAUAAGAAAAGGCUGGGGUAGGGAAGACCUUUCUGGAUGCUUCAGGACCAAGGCUGGUCUAUCUUCCCCUUUCCUGAGCCAAGGGAGGAAGAAGUCCAAUGUGGGAGGGAGGUGAAGUGGGGGAGGUAAGGAUCCCACUUGACCAAGCGUGGCAGACCCCUCCAAAGGAAAACUGGAGGUCAGGACAGCCUGGAGGAAAACUGAAAAUGGAGAUAAUACUGUUAACACCUCCCCUGAAGCUGAGAAAGGAACAGGGAAAUACCUGGUGAUGGCUAAAAGAGCCUGGAUUCCCCUCUUUAAAUCUGUUCUAGAAUGGAAAAUCCCACCCCUUUCCUUCUGGUGACUUCUACCUGCUAUGAAUUAGCUUGGUUUCCUUUCCCUUGGCUACCAUGGGCUCAUCCCUUGCACUGAGGAUGGUGGCCAUCUGGGUUUACAGCACACAGUUCUAGAUGGGAUCUGAAUGAAAGCCAGCUUCCUGGAGAAUUACCUUAAAAACACAGAUGGAAAUAUUAACUGGACAGAUGGGAGCAAUAGGCACCAGAAGGAAAUACAGGGUUACCCAGAUGGCAGAAAUCUAGGUUUCUCAGAGUGGAAAAAGAGAGGAGACAUUCAACAAACAACAAAUAUUUAUUGAGCGCCUACUAUGUGCCAGGCACUGUUCUAGAACCCCCUCAAAGGGGAAAAAAAAAAAAAGAGGCAGAAAAUGCAAAUUCUGAGGGAAAGGAAAGGGGCAGUUGAGGAAGAAGGCUGAGGGAGCUGAGAAGCCUGAGGUGAUGGGACUGCCUUAGGCCUCCUCUUCAGCCUCCUCACCGAAAUCCUCUUCCUCUUCUGCAGUGGCAUCCUGGUACUGCUGGUACUCAGAGACGAGGUCAUUCAUGUUGCUCUCAGCCUCAGUGAACUCCAUCUCGUCCAUACCCUCACCUGUGUACCAGUGGAGGAAGGCCUUCCGACGGAACAUGGCAGUGAACUGCUCUGAGAUGCGCUUGAAGAGCUCCUGGAUGGCCGUGCUGUUACCAAUGAAGGUGACUGCCAUCUUGAGGCCACGGGGCGGGAUGUCACAGACAGCCGUCUUGACGUUGUUGGGGAUCCAUUCCACAAAAUAGCUGCUAUUCUUAUUCUGUACGUUGAGCAUCUGCUCAUCCACCUCCUUCAUGGACAUCCGCCCACGGAAGACAGCAGCCACAGUGAGGUACCGGCCAUGGCGGGGGUCACAGGCAGCCAUCAUGUUCUUGGCAUCGAAGACCUGCUGGGUGAGCUCAGGCACAGUGAGGGCCCGGUACUGCUGGCUGCCACGGCUGGUUAGUGGGGCAAAGCCAGGCAUGAAGAAGUGGAGACGUGGGAAAGGCACCAUGUUGACUGCCAGCUUGCGGAGGUCAGCAUUGAGCUGGCCAGGGAAGCGGAGGCAGGUGGUGACACCGCUCAUGGUGGCUGAGACAAGAUGGUUCAGGUCUCCAUAGGUUGGCGUGGUCAGCUUGAGAGUGCGGAAGCAGAUAUCGUAAAGGGCCUCAUUAUCAAUGCAAUAGGUCUCGUCAGUGUUCUCUACCAACUGGUGGACAGAGAGGGUGGCAUUGUAGGGCUCAACCACAGUGUCGGAUACUUUGGGUGAGGGCACCACACUGAAAGUAUUCAUGAUGCGGUCAGGAUACUCUUCACGGAUCUUACUGAUGAGCAAGGUGCCCAUCCCAGAGCCUGUGCCUCCGCCAAGUGAGUGGGUCAGUUGGAAGCCCUGCAGGCAGUCACAACUCUCAGCCUCCUUCCGCACCACAUCCAAGACAGAGUCGACCAGCUCGGCCCCCUCUGUAUAGUGGCCUUUGGCCCAGUUGUUGCCUGCCCCAGACUGACC